AUGAAUGAUGUUUCGUGUGGGGAGAGCAGCUCCUACGUUGGGCGAGAUUACACAGCCGAAUUUACGACUGACCAGAUAUUUGAAACUAGAGCUGUGAUGGUAGAUUGGGUGCGAAGAGUUGGAAAGGAAAAUAGUUUUGUGAUUGUUCUAAGUAAAUCUGCUAGUAUAAAGGGCAACAAGAUGCCGAAAUGCAUUUUUAUUUGUGAAAGGGGAGGAUUGUACAGACCGCCACCGGAAGGGCAUUCAAUGCAAAGGAUUACUGGAACUAAAAAAUGUGAUUGCCCGUUUAAGCUGCGAGGUGUACCACAACCUCCAGACGGUGUCAUGUGGAGUUUGAAGGUUGUUAAAGGUUUUCAUAACCAUGAACCAGCUGAAAGUUUUGAGGGACAUGAGUACCCGUCAAGGUUAACCCCAAUCCAGCAGCAAUUAGUUCGUGACAUGUCUAGCAGUACCGCGCCUCGAAAAAUUCUUAAUUUCCUGAGACAACAAGACUCGUCAAUUAGUACAGGAAUCAGGAGUAUUUACAAUGUGAAGGCACAAUAUAAGAAAGAACAACUAGGGGGUCUAUCUCCUAUUGGGUACGUCUUGAAUGAAUUAAAGGAGAAAAAUUACAUUUACGACUAUCAUACAAAUGAACACACCAACGAAAUCACAGAUAUUCUUUGGGUUCAUCCUAGAAGCCUAGAGCUAUCUGUCAAUUUUCCGUCCGUGUUGAUUAUUGAUGCGACAUACAAGAGUAAUGAGUAUCGGAUUCCACUCUUGGAAGUUGUGGAACGACUGAUAUGGGCAUUGGAUACUUUAAAGAGAUGGAUGAUUGGAAAAGGGGCAACGUUGCCAUCGGUGGUUGUUUCAGAUAGGGAUCUGGCACUUCUUGGCGCCAUUGAAAUAUGUUUUCCCUUCGCACAACACAUCCUUUGUAUUUGGCACAUAAAUCAGUGUGUAAUAAAAAAGUGCAGCCCUAUGCUUGGUACGAGGUGGGACGAAUUUUCAGAGGCACGGCAGUUGCUUAUUUAUUCAUCGACACCGAUGUCUUUGCAACAGAGGUGGAAUGCCAUGUGCGAAAAGUUUGAGCAAUACUCUGAUGCCAUGCAAUACCUUUGGGACACAUGGUUAGGUCCUUACAAAGAGCGAUUUGUUGCAGCAUAUAUAAACCAAUUUAUGCACCUUGGGAGCAAUUCAAGCCAAAGGGCAGAGUCUGCGCAUGCGAGGCUCAAACGAUAUUUGGGAGAUACCAUGUCCUCGCUUCAAACAUCUUUUCAGAAAAUAGAAAAGAUGUUGACCAGUCAAUUCGGGGAUAUUCAGGGAUCAUUCCAAAAAUCUCUCAACAUUCCACGUCACAUACAUCUACAUGAAGGCAUUUAUAGUGAAAUCAGAGGCCGCAUUUCAUUACAGGCAAUGAAUUUGAUCCAUAAGCAGGCACAACGCACUGAAAACGAAGCCGACCUUUGCUUUUGUAAGAUCAAAAGGACACACGGAUUGCCAUGCUUUCACGAUAUUGCACUUUAUCGUUCUGUGGAUAGACCAAUUCCUCUAAGCUCUAUCCACCCUCACUGGAGUACAUUGUCCAUGCACGCCCAGAGGCAUACUGAUGAAGGAGCACGAUCCGACAGGGCAGCUCAGCUUAUUGAAAGAUUAAAUGAAAUGGAUUCCGACAGUCGAGAGUCUAUGAUAGACAGGUUUCUUGAUAUGGCGGAUCCAUCUCGUUGCACAGUUCGACCUCCAGCAUACAACACAGAACACAGGGGUCGACCUACAGGCAGGGAUGAGCAGAAUAGAGGUCGUAUACCUUCCUUCACAGUAUCCCCUUCAGAAUCUCGAGACUCACGUAUUCCAACAUCACAAGGGAGCAAUAGGAGGGAUCACCUCGUUCAGAAAUUUCCUCAGCAGUAUCAGCGUUAUAUUUCCCACUGUGUUGACGUUCGAGCUGAUGGUCAUUGUGGCUUUAGGGCGAUAGCCGCGCAACUCUAUGGUUCUGAAGAUGAAUGGGCUCAAGUACGACAGGACCUUAUCCAAGAGAUUGAACAAAAUAGGGUCAUGUACGAUCAGGUUUAUCCAGAACGUAAUUAUGUAUCACAGGUGCUACAGAGACUUCGUUGCUUCCAGCCAUCGGCACCAGAGGAUCAUUGGAUGGAUUCUAUAUCAUUGGGACUUGUCAUCGCAUCAACGUACAACGUUGUACUACAUACAUUCGAUAUGAUUGCUUCGAGUUGUUUCACUUACUUGCCGUUGAGCUCUCAUCCGGUUCCAUUAGAAGCGCGCACACAUAUAACUAUUGGCCGUGUUAAUGGCAAUCACUUCGUGCAAGUUUCCCUAUACCGUCAUUACCCUGUACCACCCAUCAUCAUAUGGUGGAGGCCAAAUGCAUCAAAUGAAGCACAAGGAUGGGCUCAUCCUUAUGAAACACGUCUCCAAUUGUGGUACGAAGUGAUGCAGAUAGAUCCGCCGGGACGACAACCACAAUUUGGCGGAAAUAUUGAUUAA
Messenger RNA from Rhododendron vialii, 2481 nucleotides. Its product is annotated as PKS-NRPS hybrid synthetase cheA-like. Bases 1 to 2481 code for a protein of 826 amino acids. Gene Ontology annotation, biological process: regulation of DNA-templated transcription. The transcript is spliced from 4 exons. The record is from RefSeq and is a predicted model, not a curated record. Lineage: Eukaryota; Viridiplantae; Streptophyta; Magnoliopsida; Ericales; Ericaceae.